UCUGAUAAUUCUUAAAGUGAACUACUCUUAAAAUGAAUCAUUGUAAAGUGAAUUCCUCUUAAACUGAGUAGUUUAUGAGUGAAUCACUCUGGAAUUGAAUCAUUCAGACAGAGUGUGUGUGUGUGUGUGUGUGUGUUCAGGGUGGUGGAGUAUUUAAGGCUGUGUAUCAGCAGUAGUGUGUGUUAUUCCCCUGUAGAGAUGAGUGUGAGUUUUAGUGAGUGUAACUCGGUGUUAAUCACCGGGGCGAGCAGAGGCCUGGGGCUGCAGAUGGUCAAACAUUUAGUGGGAAUCUCUGAGAGACCGAAGAAGAUCAUCGCCACCGCCCGGAGCCCAGGUACAGCUCAGGAGCUGCAGCAAAUCUCCAGAUCUUAUCCUGAGGUUUAUGUGGUGCGUUUAGACGUGGUGAAUGACGCGAGUAUUGAAGCUGCAGUUCAGAAGGUGACGAGCAUCGUGGGUCCUGCGGGGUUAAACUGCCUGAUCAACAACGCAGCGAUCCUGUUUCAUACGGACCUGAACUCAGAGACACGUGACAGCAUGAUAAACACGUUCCAGACCAACACCGUCUCGCCUCUGUUCAUCACCAAGGCAUUCCUGCCAUUAUUACGGACAGCAGCAGCAGUGUGUGAUGGCGGUGUGAUGAGUGUGAACCGAGCUUCAGUGAUCAACGUGUCCUCUUUCCUCGGCUCUGUGGAGCUCCACUGGGGCGCAGGAGCCGAUAUGAAACUGUACUCUUACAGAGUGUCAAAGGCAGGUCUGAACAUGGUGACGCGGUGUUUAGCGGUGGACCUGCAGGACGACGGGAUCCUGUGCGCGGUGGUUCACCCCGGCUGGGUGCAGACUGAUAUGGGAGGAGAGAAGGCGCCGUUGACUCCGGAGGAGAGCGUCUCGUCUCUGUUAGCUGUUAUCUCUGCGCUGAGUGAAAAGGAUCAUGGGCAGUUUUUGGACUACAAGGGGCAGAACUUGCCCUGGUGAGGACGAGCUGAAGUCAUUACAGAGAGCUGCUUUUCCAACAGGAUUUUUGGAACCAAAUGUGAUCAGGUGCUGCAUCAUGAUUUAAAUAUUGACUGAUUGAUUAUCCAAUUAAUUGCUUCUCUGAUGUUUAUGUAUUGUUAUUAUAUUAGAUGUAAUCUACAGUACCGGUCAAAAGUUUGGACACGCCUUCUGAUUUAGUGUUUUUUUAUUGAUUUAUAUCCUACAUUUUAGAAAAAUACUGAUGAUUUUUUUUAUUUUAAAACUAUAAAAUAAGACAUAUGACAUUAGAUAAUUAAGUGAGAAUACUAACAGUCAGGUAUUAUUUUAAGACAUAAAGGAUUAGCUCUUCUGGAAUAUUUCUAGCAGUAACAGUAUUGUGUUAAGUGCAUUUGUAAAACACAUGAAGCAUCCUGAUAAAACUGUCUCUCAUGAAGACCUUCCCAGAAAGCAAGACCAAAAUCCUAAUAUCAACUGUUCAAAGGACAUUAUUGUAUAUUUUUCACUAUUGUUUUACAGUGUAGAAAGAAAUAAAAAUCAGGAAAGAACAUGGAGUUAGAAGGGGUGUACAAACUUCUGACUGGUCAUGUGUGUUUUAGCAUUAUAAAUG
This is a messenger RNA of Clarias gariepinus (North African catfish), 1579 nucleotides long. RefSeq lists its product as uncharacterized. Lineage: Eukaryota; Metazoa; Chordata; Actinopteri; Siluriformes; Clariidae. The transcript has 6 exons. The coding region runs from base 199 to 972 and encodes 257 amino acids. The record is from RefSeq and is a predicted model, not a curated record.